AUGAAGCACAUAAUUUUUUUUGAAUGUCUUCUUGUUACUAUUCUUUUAAGCGCGCACUUAACAAAAUGUGACAUUAAUUUAGGGGGACGUCGACCCACAAAACCACCUAUCAGUUCCACUUCUAGUGAAAGUGAACAGAGUAGUGCAUCAUCCGAAAGCAUAUCAAGCCCAAGUGAAACACCAAGCAGUUCAGAAACAGUAUCGAGUCCUUCUGAACCCUCAAGCGAUUCUGAGGUAAUAUCAAAUUCAUCAGAGAAUGAAUCCACGGAUAGUUCAGAAUCAUCAUCGUCAUCUGAAGGUUCAUCCGCUGGUGGGG
Messenger RNA from Clunio marinus, 316 nucleotides. The record is from the annotation of a GenBank genome assembly. NCBI's taxonomy places the organism in Eukaryota, Metazoa, Arthropoda, Insecta, Diptera, Chironomidae.